This is a messenger RNA of Nannospalax galili (Upper Galilee mountains blind mole rat), 6821 nucleotides long. It is a transcript of the gene Rpgrip1l, whose product is annotated as RPGRIP1 like. The record is from RefSeq and is a predicted model, not a curated record. Gene Ontology annotation, cellular component: photoreceptor connecting cilium. Gene Ontology annotation, molecular function: thromboxane A2 receptor binding. Gene Ontology annotation, biological process: non-motile cilium assembly; retinal rod cell development. The transcript is spliced from 28 exons. NCBI's taxonomy places the organism in Eukaryota, Metazoa, Chordata, Mammalia, Rodentia, Spalacidae. Bases 124 to 3987 code for a protein of 1287 amino acids.
UUCCCAGAAGGCAAGGGCGCCCACCAUGUUUUCCCGUGCUCCUCUAGGCCAGUGGCCUCACGCACCGUCGGCGUCGGCGCUAUAGCAACGGCAGCUAGCGGCGGGCGAGCGCUGAGAUAGGCCAUGUCUGGCCCAAGUGAUGAGACUGCAGGAGACCUGCCUGUGAAAGAUGUAGGUCUAAGCCUCUUUGGAGUUGGAGGGUUACAAGAAACCUCAAUUGCACGGACCAUGAAGCCUCGCCAGGCAGUGUCACGUGUCAGUCAUGAGGAACUGGAAGACAGAUUUUUGCGUUUGCACGAUGAGAACACUUUACUUAAACAGCAUGCCCGCAAGCAAGAGGAUAAAAUUAAAAGAAUGGCCACCAAGUUAAUACGGCUAGUUAAUGACAAGAAAAGAUAUGAGCGGGUUGGUGGCGGCCCCAAGCGGCUAGGACGAGAUGUGGAAAUGGAAGAAAUGAUUGAGCAGCUGCAAGAAAAAGUUCAUGAGCUUGAAAGACAAAAUGAAGUCCUCAAAAACAGGCUCAUAUCAACCAAGCAACAACUUCAAAUCCAGGGACACAGGCAAACUCCAUACAGUCGUGUUCAGUCUCGUAUUAACACUGGCCGUAGAAAAACCAGUGAAAAUGCAGGCUUACAAGAAUGCCCCAGGAAAGGUAUAAGAUUCCAAGAUGUAGAUGAAGCAGAAACUGUACAGCCCAUGCUUACAAAAUAUGGCAGUAAUUUACUUGAAGAAGCCAGGGGAGAAAUAAGAAAUUUAGAAACUGUUAUUCAGUCACAGAGAGGGCAGAUUGAAGAGUUAGAGCAGUUGGCAGAGAUUCUGAAGACACAGUUGAGGAGAAAAGAAAAUGAAAUUGAGUUAUCUCUUCUUCAGCUUCGAGAACAGCAAGCUACAGAUCAAAGGUCAAAUAUUCGGGAAAAUGUAGAAAUGAUUAAGCUUCAUAAGCAACUAGUGGAGAAAAGUAAUGCUCUUUCAGUGAUGGAAGGAAAAUUUAUUCAGCUUCAAGAGAAGCAGAGAACUCUCAGGAUCAGCCAUGAUGCCUUGAUGGCAAAUGGAGAUGAACUAAAUAUGCAACUCAAAGAGCAGCGUUUAAAAUGCUGCAGCCUUGAGAAGCAGUUACAUUCUAUGACAUUCUCUGAAAGAAGAAUAGAGGAGCUGCAGGAUAGAAUUAAUGAUUUAGAAAAGGAACGAGAACUUUUAAAGGAAAACUAUGAUAAACUUUAUAACAGUGCCUUCGGUGCUGCCCAUGAAGAACAGUGGAAGUUAAAGGAGCAGCAGCUGAAAGUACAGAUUGCUCAGCUCGAGACUGCCUUAAAGUCCGAUUUAACAGACAAAACUGAAGUCCUUGACAGAUUAAAGACCGAAAGAGGACCCUUAAUAAACCAAAAUGAAAAACUCAUUCAAGAGAAUAGAGAACUACAAUUACAGUAUCUGGAACAAAAGCAACAGUUUGAUGAACUUACAAGCCGCAUGAAGUUUUUCAACCAGGAGAGUGAUAUUAAUGCUGAUGAACUAAGUGAAGCUCUCCUGCUUAUAAAGGCCCAAAAAGAACAAAAAAAUGGAGAUCUUUCAUUUUUAGAGAAAGUGGACAGUAAAAUCAAUAAAGAUCUAGAACGUUCCAUGAAAGAGCUUCAAGCAACUCAUGCAGAAACAGUUCAAGAACUUGAAAAGACAAGAAAUAUGCUAAUUAUGCAGCAUAAAAUUAAUAAAGAUUAUCAGAUGGAAGUUGAGGCAGUGACUCAGAAGAUGGAGAAUUUGCAGCAAGAUUAUGAACUCAAAGUAGAACAGUAUGUUCAUCUUCUUGAUAUCAGGGCUGCACGCAUCCAAAAGCUAGAAGCUCAACUAAAGGAUAUUGCCUAUGGCACCAAACAGUACAAAUUUAAACCAGAAAUCAUGCCAGAUGACUCUGUUGAUGAAUUUGAUGAAACCAUCCACCUAGAACGAGGAGAAAAUCUGUUUGAAAUCACUAUCAACAAAGUCACCUUUUCUUCUGAAGUUUUGCAGGCAUCUCGAGAGAAAGAGCCUGUCACUUUCUGUACCUAUGCUUUCUAUGAUUUUGAACUACAGACAACUCCCAUAGUGCGAGGUCUUCACCCAGAAUAUAACUUCACAUCUCAGUAUCUUGUCCAUGUAAAUGACUUUUUUUUACAAUAUAUUCAGAAGAACACCAUCACACUUGAACUCCACCAAGCUUACAGCACGGAUUAUGAGACAAUCGCAGCAUGUCAGUUGAGAUUCCAUGAAAUCCUGGAAAAAAGCGGUCGGAUAUUUUGCACAGCAAGUUUGGUUGGGACUAAAGGAGACAUUCCAAAUUUUGGCAUAAUAGAAUACUGGUUCCGAUUAAGAGUUCCCAUGGAUCAAGCAAUUCGACUUUAUAGAGAACGGGCAAAGGCAUUGGGAUACAUAACAUCAAAUUUUAAGAAACCAGAGAAAAUGCAAUGGUUAAGUCACCAAGCACCCAAAACUGCUGAACCCAAUUCAACAGAUUCCACAGAUGGCAACCUAAAUGAACUUCAUAUUACAGUAAGAUGUUGCAGCAACCUGCAAUCCCGAACAAGCCACCUGCAGCCACACGCAUAUGUUGUGUACAAGUUUUUUGAUUUUGCAGACCAUGAUACAGCCAUCAUUCCCAGUAGCAAUGAUCCACAGUUUGAUGACCAUAUGUGUUUCCCAGUGCCAAUGAAUAUGGAUUUGGAUCUAUACCUUAAGUCAGAGUCUCUGAGUUUUUAUGUUUUUGAUGAUAGUGAUACCCAGGAGAAUAUUUACAUAGGAAAAGUGAAUGUGCCCCUGAUUUCACUGGCACAUGACAGGUGUAUCUCAGGGAUAUUUGAGUUAACAGAUCAUCAAAAGCAUCCUGCAGGAACCAUCCAUGUUAUAUUGAAAUGGAAAUUUGCUUACCUUCCACCAAGCACAUCAAUAACUACUGAGGACUUAGGGAAUUUCACGUGUAGAGAAGAGCCAGAAGUUGUUCAGAGACUACCUCCAGCAUCCCCCGGUGUCACGCCAGCUGUAACACCAAAACCUAAACCAAGACAGCGUUUAACAAAACCUGUGGACAAAAAGGUUUCUUUUGUGGAUAUCAUGCCUCAUCAGAGUUCUGAGGCUUCUACUGCUCCAGAAGAUAGGAAGGAAAACGCCCCAGAAGUGGAGCACACUCCAGAGAUAGAAAUCAAUAUGCCAGCUGUUCCACAUACUUCCAGGGUUUCACAAGAAAACACAGUGACUAAGGUAGAAGAAAACACUGACAAAACACAAGGGAAAGAAGAUGACGCAUCCUUCCUAUCUGAAGGCCAGCUUGCGUCACAAAGCCUGGCUUCCUCUGAAGAUGAAACAGAAGUGACAGAAGAAUUGGAGCCAGAAGGUAGAUCCCAAAGGAUCAAACAGAUCAUCGGGUUUGGUGAUGAGGAAGAAAGAUCAGCUCCAGACAAUGAUGACUGUAUCAGUCCAGGUUCUCCCUCCAAGAAUAACAAACAACUAUCAGAAGAAAUUCGAAUUGAAAUCAUAGCUCUGAGCCUUAAUGAUUCUCGAAUAACCAUGGACAACACUAUCCAACAACUGUUCAUUGAGUGCCGAUUCUACAGUCUUCCUGCUGAAGAGACACCUGUGUCACUUCCAAAGCCCAAGAAUGGGCAGUGGGUCUACUAUAACUAUACCAAUGUGAUCUACUUGGAUAAAGAAAACAACCAAGUGGAGCGAGACAUCGUAAAAGCCAUACUGCAGAAGCGAGAGCUGCCUCACAGAAGUGUUCGCUUCACUGUGGUCAGUGACCCUCCCGAGGACGAGCAGGAUCUGGAAUGUGAGGAUAUCGGUGUUGCUCACGUUGACCUCGCUGACAUGUUUCAGAAAGGGAGAGACAUCGUUGAGCAAAAUAUCGACGUUUUUGAUGCCCGAGCAGAUGGUGACAGCAUUGGCAAGCUGAAGGUGACCGUGAAAGCUCUCCAUGCCCUCCGGUCUUUCUACGAGCAAUACAGAGAGGACUUGGAGGCUUGAAAGAAACUGUUCCAGAGGCAUCUCCUCCUUCUGAGAAGAUGCCCACAUAAAAGCCGAAGGGUUUUUGUGAUCACCCUGGCGUAUGUAAUCUAUAAUUCAUGGGGAACCAGAAGGGAACGCCUGGGUUUAGGCUUGAAAUGUUCAAAUUUUGUAUAGUUUUUCAUUGGUUUAUUUUCCUAUCCCCUCCUUCCCAUGACUGCCACCCCUUAGGACUUCAGUUCUCCUCAAUGGGUAGCACCUUCUCAAUAAUUUAUACCUACACGAUAGCAUGAAAAUGUCUACUUGCAUUUUCAACAUUUUCUUAUGAAGAACAGGGAUGUCAUUCCCCUUUUUAUUUUUCAUAAGCAAAAGCAUAAAUCAUAGGAAACCUAUGAAAAAGAAAUACUUUUAUGUUUUCCCUAAUCAUCCCACUAAAUGGAGUGCCUCUGAUUAGCCUCAUUAGGAUUUUUAUACUGUGAAGAUUUUAUUAGAAGCAAUAUAUGAAAAUUAUUUGGAUUAAUGUGUUAAUCUUCCUCUUUAAAAUGCUAAUACCCAUUUUAUGCACAUUAAAGGCUCAGUAUGCAUUUUCUUUGAUGCAUACAGUUUCUAUCAAUUAAAUAUAAAGGAGACUUGGCACCAACUUUCUAAACUACUCCAAGUUUUUUGUUUUUCAUUAAAAUUGUAAUUGUUCCCAUUUGUAUGAUACUCAUGUAUUUGUAAUGGUGAUAUGGGAUCCCUGGUUGUAUGCAUAUAAAGAAGACCAGAUGAUGACAGAUGAUAGAUAGAUGAUAGAUAGAAGAUAGAUAGAUAGAUAGAUAGAUAGAUGACUAGAUAGAUAGAUAGAUAGAUAGGCAGAUAGAUUCACACUUUUCAAAAACUUGUUAUGACAUAGAAAAAAUUAAAGUAGGACUCAAAUUCUGAAAUGUUUAGUUAAACAUGAAAAGAGAAUCCUUUAUCAUUUUUUUAAACUUACAUCAAGCUUGUACAAUGCUGGGAUGUAUCUGGAUAGCCAGAUCCUCAAAAAGCAGCUCAGAAAGUUAAUUUUCUAGCUGUUACCCAAUCUUGCUGAACGGUUUAAUUGAUAUUUUUAAUGGAGCUGUGAAUCAGUGCUGCAAAGGAAUUGUCUCUGGAGGUCUAGGAUAUUAUGCAUUUCAUUUUUUAAUUUACUUUUUUAUUUGUCAUUUUCUUCAAAGGAUUUUUAUAGGCUGUGGGUUUUCACUGUUUGCAAACAGGCUAUUCCUUCUUAAGCAUAUGUAAAGUAUUCAGGGAGAUAAGUAAUUUAUUAAAAUCUACCUAAUUUGCCGUGAUAUAUUAAAUCUCUGCUUCAGUGAUCACAGACCAUUUCAUUUAGAGAAUUAGGCAUUCCCUCUUUGUGUGAUUAAAGCUCUGGAAAAUGAGUUCUUUGCUCCUAUUUGUGAACAUUCAAAGCCUGCUAAUGGCAAGAAGAUGGAAUAGAUUAUGAGACAAUUCAUUACAGUUCAACAGGGGAAAAAAGCAGCUAUAAUGCAAAAAUGCAAGUAUGAAUAUCUGCAUAUAGUUUGAACCAUCUGUGCUCUACUGGCUUCAAUAAUGACUCUCAUCUUUAGGCAGCUUUGAAAUGACAUCCGUACAAUAUUAAUUUGUUGACGUACAUUGUGGGACCAGUGAAGGAUGAUCUGACCACAGAAUUCUAUAAAUUCUGUCUGUACCACUGGGCCUCCCUGUCCUGGGGCCUGCCAUCUCCAAGGGGAAUCUUACUCUCAUCAAACUCUGCAAAUCUUCGUAACAACUCAUUCCUCUGGAACCUUCUAGCAACCACAAACAUCUGCAGACAAAACCUCUCCAAUCCUAGUAAACAACCACAUGUUUGUUGUCACUUUAGCUGGCUCUGAGCUCAUCUUUUUGGCCUUUCUUUCUAGCUUUCUUUGGCUUUAUGCAGUUACAGUGUCAUUAAGGCCCAUAAUAUUCCCUGCAGUAAUUUAAAACAGCCAGAUUAUACCCUGGGAUUAACUGAGUGGUUUGUGAGACAUUUAUUGUGGUAUUCUCCCAGGAGGCUUGCAUUAUUGUUUUAAAAUGUUAUAUCCCAAACUAAAUAACCCUUUCUGCAAGGAGAAGAACAGGAUUGUGCUGACUUCUUAGGAUCUUUAAGUAGACAGAAGAAGUUUUAAUCAGAAAACUUCCACAAGCUAGUCAACUGUGUAGAAUCUAUUCCUCAAGUAAAAUUAGGGAUUUAGCCAGGUUUCUCUCACACUGUGUUUCCUAGCCUUCUUGCAAACUUUCCUAACACUCACUUCACACAUACUGGCUACUGACACAUUUUGAAGUGGGAAAGUCAUAAAAAGUGCUCUCCCUGAAGUCCAUUUGGGGUCUUUGUUUUGUCAUGUAUUAGUCAGAGUUCAUUGAAAAGUUCAUCUCCUUUUGGAUUAGAAAGCAAUCGUUUUUUUCUGUGAGCCAGCUUGGGCUAGUAAGGACGGCUGGGAUGUCGGGGCUGCCAGCCAUGCAGAUGUAGCCAUUGAAGGUGAAAGCUGUGUGAGCCUCCUGCUCUCUGUAACAGUGCACAGUACUCUCAGCACUUUGGGGGCUGUAGUGCUUUUAGUCUGGAAAUAUAAAUAGAGAUGUGAUGUGGCGUGUGGGAGAGUGUAUUUUACAUGUUUUUUUUUUGCCUACCAUAGUAGAAAUGUCAAAUUCCCAGCCACUGUCAUGAGAAGCAGUUGACAAAAAUAAGUUUUAUGGUUUACAGUGUGGUUUACAUAGAGAACAUUUCUCUUCACUCUCAGUUUCAACAUGUUUUCUAAAUUAUCAUGGUUUGUUGCCAUUUAACGUAAAUUAGUUUUUUUAAGAAUAAAUAGAGACUAUGUUUAAUCAAAUAAAGGAAG